CGGCGUACCCAAAUGCGGUGCGGGCGAGCGAGCGAGCGCACUUCCCGAAUGGAAAUCUGCUAAUGAAGUGCGCUCACGCGCCGGCGCCCGAUGAAUUGUGGCUGUUUGCUUUGGAAUGUUCCAUGCCUGCCAACCCUUCCGGGGCCCAUCGGCGCUAAUGGAUUUUAGUCCGGCGCAUUCCCGCAUCUCCGCACGCCUGGCCCUGGACGCAAGGUCCGGCCGCCCCGGGGGGCGGGGCCGCAGCCUUCAAAAAGCCCGAAGCCCGCGGCGCAGCCCGCAAACCGCAGCGCCGCCGCCAACCGCAGCCGUCAACCGCGACCCCAACCCAAAGAUCUGACCAUGCGCGCAGGCGAGCGUUGCCCGCUGGCGUUUGUCCUGUGCUUGCUGGCGUGCAGCCCGGCUGUCUCCUCGCAGCCCGACGCCCGCCGGGACCUGGACUGGGACCGGGAUCCGCAGCCGGAGCUGGACACGCGCGCCCACCGCGCUCCGCAAGAGGCGGCUCGAGGCGCCGGCGACCCGUCUCAGGAGUGGGGCGAGCGAGCGCUGGAGGAGCUGCUGGCACGGAUGGCGCCGGCCGAGGGCCAGAGCCGAGGCGCCGGCCGUCUCCCCUCGGCCCGGGCGACGGCCGAGCGCUCGGCCGAGCCGCCCAACGAGCUGCCGCCCCGCGAGCGCAAGGCCGGAUGCAAGAACUUCUACUGGAAGGGCUUCACUUCCUGCUAGCCGCCCGGCCGUCUCCCGCCACCUGGCCGUCUCCCGCGAAGACCUUUGUCAAUAAAGAGACCAAUCGCA
Messenger RNA from Hippocampus zosterae (dwarf seahorse), 789 nucleotides. Its product is annotated as somatostatin-2-like. NCBI's taxonomy places the organism in Eukaryota, Metazoa, Chordata, Actinopteri, Syngnathiformes, Syngnathidae. Gene Ontology annotation, biological process: regulation of cell migration. Gene Ontology annotation, molecular function: hormone activity. The transcript has 3 exons. Gene Ontology annotation, cellular component: extracellular region. The coding region runs from base 340 to 720 and encodes 126 amino acids. The record is from RefSeq and is a predicted model, not a curated record.